Molecule: messenger RNA, 4712 nt
Organism: Oryzias melastigma (Indian medaka)
Lineage: Eukaryota; Metazoa; Chordata; Actinopteri; Beloniformes; Adrianichthyidae
Gene: adra2b
Product: adrenoceptor alpha 2B
Biological process (GO): adenylate cyclase-activating adrenergic receptor signaling pathway
Cellular component (GO): membrane
Molecular function (GO): G protein-coupled receptor activity
Source: RefSeq, a predicted model, not a curated record
AGCCCCCAGCUGGACACCUCAGCAUCCUGCGGAGUUAAUUGACUGAAGCUGUGCCAUCGAACAAGACAUAUAACUGCGAUUCAUGAGCCGCUUGGGUUUAGAUUUGAAGGGAGUGGGGGUGGCGUGCAGAGAUGAAGAGCGCAAGGAUCCCAUGACGCUCCUCAGUGACAUCAGCGGCUAUGAAAGAAGCGCAGGAGGGAGAGGGGAGGUACCCAUCUUAUUAAAUUUGGUCAGAAGGUCCUGUUGGCAAGACAAGAUGCUGCUGCGCGACUGAGAGGAAAAGCGGUGCUUUGCGCGAGCGGAGCGCCUGAAUCACGGCAUCCCGUCAAAACUUCUGUUGCCUCAAGGACCCCAAAAAACAUUUUUGUCACUUUCAGACUCCAGACGAUCAACGAGGAUCAUUUUAAUGCUGCAGAAACGUUUUGGUAAUACAAUUGGCUUUGUGCGCAAAGGUUGGAGAGAUUUACUUUGCGCGUUCGUUUUUCGGAGCGGCAUCGGCUCAGGGUAUCCCUUUUUGGUAACAUAUUUGUUUUAUUUUUAUAGCUAUUUCUUUAUACAUUUAUCUUAAUGUAAAUCGUCUUGAUCCAAAUAAGGAUGUAUCCACUUUACGCAUCUCUCCAAACCAAAACGCACGGGGAGUGUCAGCAUUUCCCCUGACCCGACCUCCUAUAUUCAAGCCGCCUCGCUGUAAAUUAUCCCCAAUUAGAUCAUUAAAGAUGAAAACCUCCCAUUUUUGAAGGAGCAAAUAAUUAUCCAAAAGAAAACAAAGUUUUCUGGGCUUUUUGCAGCAGCGGUUGACGCAUCUCGUGUGAAAAAUUGCUUUAUAUGUUUCCCUUUUUUGUUUUUGUUUUUUUUCCAUUGGAAACUGUCUUCUAAAGUUUUUUUCAUUUUACAUUUUUUAAAUAUAACCCUCGCUCUGCGUCCUGACGCGCCUCCCUGGAUUGUUUGUGCUGCGUAAAAUGGACUUGGCAGAACCGACGUGGAGGGUGCAAGGAAUCGGUCAUUUGGAGGAAGCGCAGUGACAAAAAAGAAAAACUGAGAGCAUGGCAUCAGUUGUGGACAGCAGUUGCUCCAUGGAGCUGACGGGCUGGAACAGCAGUAAGAUCAGCUCUGGAGCCUCUGCCCCCUGCAACCAGAGCAUCCCAUCCUCCGCUCCGUACUCCCCUGAAGCCACAGUGGCUUUUGCCACGGCCAUAACUCUGAUGGUUAUCUUCACAAUUGUGGGAAACAUCCUGGUCAUCAUUGCUGUCCUGACCAGCCGGUCGCUCCGGGGUCCUCAGAAUCUGUUUCUGGUGUCGCUGGCUGCUGCGGACAUCUUAGUGGCCACGCUCAUCAUCCCCUUCUCCCUCACCAACGAGCUGCUGGGCUACUGGUACUUCAAAUCUCUGUGGUGUGAGAUCUACCUGGCACUGGAUGUGCUCUUCUGCACCUCCUCCAUCGUGCACCUGUGUGCCAUCUCAUUAGACCGUUACCUGUCAAUCUCCAGGGUUACUUACGGACGCCAACGGACUCCCAGACGCAUCAAAGCUGCCAUUGUGGUGGUGUGGCUCAUCUCUGCCAUCAUCUCCUUCCCUCCUCUGCUCUCACUUAACAAAAGUGACAGCAACAAAUCUGGGAAUGAGCAGGGACCCCAGUGCCAACUGAACGAUGAGCGUUGGUACAUCCUGUACUCCACGGUGGGCUCCUUCUUUGCCCCCUGUCUCAUUAUGAUUCUAGUCUACGUAAGAAUUUACCAAAUAGCAAAGCAGAGGACCCGAUGCCCCCCAGGUGAGCCCAGGAAGGACGGUAUCGGCAGUGCAACUCCAAGUCAGCCCCCAAGACAUUUGAAAGCCAAUGGGAAGGAUGAGGAUGAGGAGGACAGCACACCACCGUCAACCAAGAAAACCUCAAAUGUCCGACCCCCCACCCUUGCUGUAACCCCUUCUCCAUCCCUUGGAGACUCUCAAAAUUCCCCAAAUCCCACUGCCAACAAUCUCCUGCAACCCCCAUCUCCCUCCUCAGCCCUGUCCCCCAUCACCACCUCUGUGGAAAACUCACCCCACGGCCCUCCCAACCCCUUUCCUGCCCCCCAGUCCGGCCCCAUGACAAAAGAGGAGGCGAAGAAGGCCAAACGCCAGAAGGGGAAAAAGAACGACAACAACAACGGCGACAGCUCAAGCACAGACAGCGACAUGGAGCACAGCCAGGGAGGAGGUCGAGGCAGCACCAGCAUGCCGGGGUCACCAGCGGGAGGCGGGAUCCACUCCCCAGCUUCUUUCAAGCGCAUCCUCGCGACUUCAAAGGGGGCUCGACUGGUUCCAGGAAGAAAAUCCAAACCGGAGAGCAACCCUGGAGCAGCGCGGCGCAAAGCAAUGGUCAACAGAGAGAAGCGUUUCACCUUCGUUCUGGCCGUGGUCAUCGGCGUCUUUGUGCUGUGCUGGUUCCCGUUCUUCUUCUCCUACUCUUUACAGGCAGUGUGUCCAGAGACCUGCAACGUCCCCAAACCCCUCUUCACUUUCUUCUUCUGGAUUGGCUAUUGCAACUCCUCUCUCAACCCGGUCAUUUACACCAUCUUCAACAAAGACUUCAGGAAUGCCUUCAAGAAGAUCCUGUGCAGGGGCACAAAGGGCACCUUUUUUUAGCAGAGAGAACAAUCACUGACACUUUCAGCACACUCAAAGGGCUGUUUUCAAAAUAUGUUAAACUGUGGAAACUACUGCAUGAAAUCCACACCAGACACUUUGCAGCCUGUGUGCAAAGUAACCCCUUGGACCUUAAUGAAAUUCCCACUUGCAGCAGCUGAUGGGUGCAGAUCUUUGCCAGGUGUGAGAAGAAAACAGGCCGCGCCAAGAGAGGAUAAGCAGGUUAACUGCUUAGCACUUCACUUCUGCUGAUAAGAUUGUGAAAGCAGCGUUUUAUCGCCAGAUCAGCCUGACUAAUGAAUAAUGCUUGGAAUCAAAGUGGCUCUGAGGAAAUGUAUGCACACUAUAAAACUUCUACAAACAAGCAGGAAAGACGCUGAGAUUAGAUAUUUAAUGUGAAUAAAUACUUUUUAUAUAGAUGCAUAAAUAUACAAAGUUUUUUUCUUUUUUUACUGUUUAGGACUGAUGUUUAAAGAAGGAAAGAGACCUCAGGUUUCUGUGAGCCUGGGGGCUUUUAUUUAUCAGCACAGAGCACAAGGAGGACACAAGGUUAGUGUUAAUUUCUUACGUCUGCAGUCUUAAUUUGUCCAGCUGCAGGGCAAACAUGUGUUCCUCGAUUUUAAAGUGCAACGACAAGAAAAGAUUUCUAACGAUCUUAGAUGUGAUAGCACAAACAAGGGCACCCUUUCAGACUCAACCCGUGGACUCUUUGGGUGGAAAGCCACCUUGUUCUUAGCUCUUGAUUUUUUUUUUUUUUUUUGGAUUUUGUGAAAAGACUACACACAUCUCCCUCCCCUCCACGGUUAGUUUGGGGCCCAAACAUCUCCACUAAGUGGCUUCAUUUGAGGCGAUGAAAUAAUCAAAACUUUAUUGAGACACUUAAGAUGUUCAAACUGCUAAUGUACCCCCCCCGACACCCCUGCUUCCUCCAGUAUUUAUAGCUAGACGUCUACAUGGACUCUGACGGACAGAUGAACAAUGCAGCUACGGAUGUGUGAUGUAACUGGCUGAUUCACUCUCUCGUGAAUUGGACCUCCAUAUUGGGACUUGCUGCUGAGAGGCAAAGAGGGGAUGCAUGGUACAUUUCAUUUUCUCACCAAGACAAAAAAAAAAGAAGAAACAAAAAACGUGUGACCGCCACGUCCGGCACACGGGCUUAUUGACUCUUUGGGACAAGGGCUGUCAGCAGCAACGCAUCAAUUUGCUAACCGUCUGAUUCUGCUGACCUGUGUGCGUGUGAGCGUGUUAGCGCAGGUGUGCGUGCGUGCAUGUUAACUUUAUUGUUUCUGUAAAAAGGUGUCAGUUUCUCCUCCAGCUGCUAUGUACGACAGAUCUACUGUAAUAUUGAUGAGAGCAGAGACCUGAUUUGCUGGCGUGGGCCUCACACUGCAGUCUGUCACAUCAAUGUUGCAAAGAGCGAAGAGAUCGCUACGAUGAGACGCUCUUGUGGUUAUCAGUAAUACUAUCCGUGUACAUGGCUUUUCAGUGACCACCCUCAAGGGACCAAAAAGCCUUAUGGGAUACCAGCCUGACUCAGUGAAAUCUGGCUGUUUUCCUGAGAUACCUGUUUUUUUUUUUCUAGUGACACAUGGCACAAAUUGAAGCCAUUUCUAUUUAUUUGAAAUGUUUUCUUUCUUAAAUGUAUCUAUAAUUCAGUUACUGUGCUUUAUAGCUAAAUAUAAAGCAACCUGAUGAAAGCGUGAGAACACUGUACAGACCUUAUCUCUGGAAUAAGAACAAACUAAAUCGGUUUUGCCAUCAAGCUUUUGCUUUGUGAGACUGAACUAUAUUUAAAAAGCUGACUUUGUGUUGAAACGAAGACAAACUUUUCAGUAUUGUGCGCAAUGCAAAACCCGCGAAUUGUGUUAUCAUCCAGCCAUGAUAAAACCAUUCAUCAGAUAUUCAAAGACCAUUUUAAGAAAAUCCUUUCCUGCUGCAGUUGUCAAAGUGAUUGAGCAAAAAAAAAAAAAAAAAAAAAAAAAUCAAUAAUACCUAUAUGGAGGUAAAUUAGUGCCAAUGUUAUCUGAAACUCAAAUAAUAAUUGAAAAAGAAAUAUUGGUGUUUGGCCAAAAAAUUAAAAAAUGUAAAAAA